Molecule: messenger RNA, 1610 nt
Organism: Cyprinodon tularosa
Lineage: Eukaryota; Metazoa; Chordata; Actinopteri; Cyprinodontiformes; Cyprinodontidae
Gene: mfap1
Product: microfibril associated protein 1
Exons: 8
Coding region: 71-1396 (441 amino acids)
Biological process (GO): mRNA splicing, via spliceosome
Cellular component (GO): U2-type spliceosomal complex
Molecular function (GO): RNA binding
Source: RefSeq, a predicted model, not a curated record
AACGAGCUACAGAGUGAAAUAACGUUUUUCUUUUUCUUUUAUCGACUCGUAUAUCGUUGACCAGGCAAUCAUGUCUAGUCACGACGCCGCAAACAUGAAGCUUCCGCCGAUUCAAUCUACGGCCGGUGCCGUUCCGAUACGGAACGAAAAAGGUGAGCUCUCGAUGGAGAAGGUGAAGGUGAAGAGAUAUGUGUCCGGUAAACGUCCAGACUACGCCCCCAUGGAGUCUUCAGAUGAGGAAGAAGAGGAAUUCAAGUUUGUGAAAAAGGCAGCGGAAGUAGAGCCGGAGGUGGAGCCACAGGAAGAGGACGUCUCAGACCCGCGUCUCAGACGUUUGCUCAACCGCACUUCUGAGGACGUGGAGGAGAGGUUAGCGAGGCAUCGACAGAUUGUUGAGCCUGAAGUCGUCGUUGAGAGCAGCGAAGACUCUGAUGAGGGAACGUGGCAUCCUGAGCGAGAAGAGAGCAGCGAGGAUGAAGAGGAGGAGGAAGAAGUGGAUGACGAGGAAAUUGAACGUAGACGAGCGAUGAUGCGUCAGCGGGCGCUGGAACGGAAGAACGAGGAAAUGGAGGUGAUGGAGGUGGAGGAGGAGGGCAAGUCAGGGGCGGAGUCUGAAUCCGAGUCAGAAUAUGAGGAAUACACAGACAGCGAAGAUGAAGCAGAACCGCGACUCAAACCCGUCUUCAUUCGCAAGAAGGACAGAAUCACUGUUGCUGAGCGAGAAGCUGAGGAGCAGAAGCAGAGAGAACUGGAGGCUGAGGCUAAAAAGCAGGCGGAGGAGCGUCGUCGUUAUACCCUGAAAAUCGUUGAGGAGGAGGCUAAGAAGGAGUUUGAGGAGAAUCGGCGGACACUGGCCGCUCUGGAAGCCCUGGAUACAGAUGGGGAAAAUGAGGAGGAGGAGGAGUACGAAGCCUGGAAGGUCAGAGAGCUGAAACGCAUUAAGAGAGACAGAGAAGCCAGAGAAACGAUGGAGAAGGAGAAGUCAGAAAUCGAGAGAUUCCACAGCCUGACAGAGGAGGAGCGCAGGGCCGAGCUCCGAAACAGCGGGAAAGUCGUCACCAACAAAGCCCAAAAAGGCAAAUACAAGUUUCUCCAGAAGUACUACCACAGAGGAGCUUUCUUCAUGGAUGAGGAAGAGGAUGUUUACAAGAGAGAUUUUAGUGCUCCUACUCUGGAGGAUCACUUCAACAAAACCAUCUUACCAAAAGUUAUGCAGGUCAAAAACUUUGGUCGGUCGGGACGCACCAAGUACACCCACCUGGUGGACCAGGACACUACCUCGUUUGACUCCGCCUGGGCUCAGGAGAGUGCUCAGAAUAACAAGUUCUUCAAGCAGAAGGCAGCAGGGGUGAGGGAUGUGUUCGAUCGCCCUACAGUGAAGAAGAGGAAGACUUAAGGCCAUUCUUAUAACGCUUCUGGAGAGUACGCUGCAUCACGCUGAUAACAUGGUUCAGUCCUUUCUUCAGACUUUUAGUGAAAUAAAAUCAGCACAUGUACUGAUUUGUCCUAAGUUAAGAUGAUGAACCUGGAUAUGUGGAAGAUUUCUACAAUGUUGUAAAUAACCUUUUGCUGAUUUUUUUUUUUCCAUGUCAAUAAAGGUGUUAUAACCA